AUGAAUGCUGAAAAAGAUCCAAUGAUUUCGGAAGAGCUACCAAAGUCGCAGACAAACAUUCAGUUUUGUUUUGGAAAUGAUGUCAUCAGAGCUCGCAUUAUGGAUUUCACACUCAAACAUAAUCCACUGACAAAUCAAGGUGCUAAGGAGAUUCUCGCGUUGAGAACUGUUAACAAAAGCAUGAACGUCUUCAUGCUCUCCGAAUACCGGCACCGUUCGCUUUCAAAUAAGAUUUCAUUCAAUAGCUCAUCCAGGGAUAACGCCCCUUGGGAUUUCGACUUAUUAGCCGAAGAACAGCAACUGCAAUUCUUUAAAAUUAACGUUAAUAAGUAUCGAGUGAAGCUAUCAGAGCUCUCAAAUUUCUGCAGGUUUUUCAACUACCAUCGAAUUCAUCCAAUGAAUGAUGGAGCUGAGAUCCAUGUUUCGGACAUAUGCACGCGCUAUCCUCACUUGAAUAAAUUUAUCCACAAGGAAAUUAUUGAAACUUUAUAUGGAUCAAAAAAGUCCCAUUUGAAAAAAAUUUUCGGAAUGAAUUUAUUUUGUAAAGGAUGUGAGACUUGCUUGAAUUUUUGUGAUGGAUGCGACGAGCACAACUUCGUAACUAUGAAAAAAUUGGAAUAUGGAUUUCCAGAUGGUAAAGUUUACCAAACCAUUGAAUUGUCUAUAAGAAUUCAAAAUGAAAUUAUUGAAAGAUUUAUUGACACCACCACUCAAGACGAGAAUAUGAAAACUUUGGCAGAGUUCAUUCGGAGCAAUUUCAUUGCCAAGAAUAUUAUCUUUGGAAUGGAUACCCAUGCGACUACAAUUAUCCCAGUUGAUUUUUUCUCGCUUUUUAUCAAUCAAUGGAGUGCAAAAUCGGCGGAAAUUAAAUUGUGCUGGGACAACGAAGACGCUAGCAAAGGGACCCAUUUUGGACGUUUUUCGGAUUUAAUUAAACGGCAACCAGAUGGCCAUGAGUCUGCUAUAAAAUGGAGUGUAAACAGCAUAGAAUUGCUCACGCGAAAUGAAGGAUUAGACAAUAUGAUUUCGAAUUUCCGGAAAAUUAUGCCGUCGAAAAAAAUUGUUCUAGACAAUGUAUGGAUGUUCAUGCACGUACCAAAUGAAUGGGCAUACCCCAGGAAAGGACUGGCUCAGGAUUUUGUUAUGAAUCAAAUCACAAACUAUGCCACCGAUGAAAACUUCUCCAAUUUCGAACUGGAGAUAGCCGUUCCUGCAGACGCGACAUUUGCUGUAGACAAGCUUUGCGGAAUGUUAAGGCAGCUUGGCCGUAGUUGGGAAGUCCGAGAAACCAUCUAUGGAAAAGAAAUCUGGUGCAGAUGUGGUCGCAGAUGGACAACGUACGCAAUGGCGAACAACAGAAUCCAAGGCCGGCUCAAUAUAUCUAUGAUAGAGUACAUCCCAAACUCCCGUUUUCGAUGUCACAGUGGAUUUCCAUAUUCAACCGAACCUAGCUGGUCUGAUGACGAGGAUGAAUAA
Molecule: messenger RNA, 1476 nt
Organism: Caenorhabditis briggsae
Lineage: Eukaryota; Metazoa; Nematoda; Chromadorea; Rhabditida; Rhabditidae
Exons: 6
Coding region: 1-1476 (491 amino acids)
Source: RefSeq, a predicted model, not a curated record